This is a messenger RNA of Lodderomyces margitis, 2607 nucleotides long. RefSeq lists its product as uncharacterized. Gene Ontology annotation, molecular function: calcium-activated cation channel activity. Gene Ontology annotation, cellular component: plasma membrane. NCBI's taxonomy places the organism in Eukaryota, Fungi, Ascomycota, Pichiomycetes, Serinales, Debaryomycetaceae. The record is from RefSeq and is a predicted model, not a curated record. The transcript has a single exon. The coding region runs from base 1 to 2607 and encodes 868 amino acids.
AUGGUCGCCGAAAGUUCACUGUCUACGUCGACUGUCAUAUCUUCAUUAAUUGCGAAUCUUGUGUUAUUUGGUAUAUUUGUUACUUGCUUCAUCUUAUUACGAUUAAAGUUCAAGCGUAUCUACAGUCCUAAAUCAGCUUUUGAUUUAGUUCCCGAGGAAAAGAAGCCAGAACCACUACCCAAGGAUCCAAUCAGAUGGAUUUUCAUUCUAUUGACUAAACCAGAGUCAUUUAUCCUACAACAAGCUGGUUUAGAUGGAUACUUCUUCUUGAGAUAUAUGAAGAUAUUUGGAUACUUGUUUGGAUUUGGAUUACUCACUUGGAUCAUUUUGUUACCAAUCAACGCAUCAAAUGGAAACCAUAAUAAGGGGUUUGACCAAUUGUCAAUUGCCAAUGUAAAGCAUGAAGAGAGAUAUUAUGCUCAUGUUUUCAUUGGCUGGAUAUGGUAUGGAGCUGUUGUAUAUACUAUUUAUCGUGAAUUGUUUUUCUACAACUCAUUGAAAAAUGCUGUGUUAUCAACCCCAAAGUAUGCCAUGAGCUUGCCAGGAAGAACAGUGUUGUUUCAAUGUGUUCCUGACUCAAUGUUGGAUGGGAAGCAAGUUUUCAAGAUCUUCAAUGGAGUCAAGCGUAUUUACGUUUCCAGAACAUCAAAACAAUUGGAAGAUGCAGUAAACGCAAGAGCAGCAAUGGUUAAUCGUUUGGAAUUAGCUGAAAACAAAUUGUUGAAGAUGGCUGUGAAGAACAAAUUGAAGGCCGAUAAAAAGGGCAUAGCUUUAGAACCUGCCGACGAAAUUAGUGCUUAUGUACCGGAAAAGAAACGCCCUAGAACUAGAACUGGUGGGUUGUUUUCACCAAAAACUGAUACUAUCAGAUAUUGUCAAGAGCAAAUCCCCAUCUUGAACAAACGCGUCAAGGAAUUACAAAAGAAGUUUAGACACACACAACCAAAUAACUCUCUUUUUGUUGAAUUUAAGGACCAAUACCAUGCACAAUUAGCUUACCAAUCAGUCGUCCAUCAUAACCCACUUAGGAUGGCACCUGCCUAUAUUGGUGUAGCCCCAGCUGAUGUUCAAUGGAGAAACAUGCGUAUUUUCUGGUGGGAAAGACUCACUAGAAGAGCUUUGUCUUUUGCUGCAAUUUGUGCCGUUAUCGUCUUUUGGGCCAUCCCAGUGGCAUUUGUUGGUGUUAUUUCCAAUUUCAACUAUUUGACAGAUAAAUUGCACUGGUUAAGGUGGAUUGAAAAUUUGCCAAGCCAAUUGUUGGGUAUUGUUACCGGUAUCUUACCUACCGCUUUGCUUUCCAUUUUGAAUAUGCUUUUGCCAAUGUAUAUUCGUGCAAUGGCCAAAAUUGCCGGAGCUGUAUCCUAUCAAAGUAUCGAAUUGUAUACCCAGCAGGCCUACUUUUGGUUUUUGAUUGUCAAUGGUUUCUUAAUUACUGCAUUGGCGUCAUCGGCAACGGCAACUGUUACUAAAAUUAUUAAAGACCCCACUUCUGCUUUGAAUAUUUUGGCAUCUAAAUUGCCAUUAUCGUCCAACUUUUACAUUUCAUACUUGACCUUGCAAGGUAUGGGUAUUGCCGGUGCUUCUUUGUUUCAAGUUGUUGGAUUAUUUUUGUACUACAUUUUGGGAUAUUUUUUGGAUAACACCGUGAGAAAGAAGUGGAAUAGAUUUAGUGGGUUGGGAACAGUGGCAUGGGGAACGGUUUUCCCAUUAUUUACGCAAUUGGCGACAAUAGCCUUGGCCUACUCCAUAAUUUCACCAUUGAUUAUUGCUUUUGCAUUAAUCGGGUUUGCGUUGAUUUAUGUAGCAUAUUGCCACAAUAUCACCUAUUGUUUUGUUGAAGGACCCGAUACUCGAGGUCAACAUUAUCCUCGUGCAUUGUUUCAAACAUUUACUGGAAUAUACCUUGGACAAUUGUGUUUGCUUGCCAUAUUUAUUGUUGGUAAAGGAUGGGGACCCAUUGUGUUGCAAGCUAUUGGGGUUUUGGCGACAAUUUUUGUCCAUGCCAAUCUUCAUCAAUCGUUUAGUCACUUGUUGGAAGUGGUUCCCAUGGAUUGUAUGCGAGCAUUGGAUGGAGUUUCACAAACGUGUUCAUUCAAAGGUGAAUCCGAAUUUAAGCAACGUAUUAUUGACAAUAAGAGACAUUUCAAUGAUCCCAAAUUUGAACAGAAGUAUGCUGCUGAGAAGCAAGAAGAGGAGCAAACCAAGCAACGAGUACUUGACAAAGUUAAACAGUAUGACCCGGAGGCCGAAAUCGAUACAUCAAACAUAUCGGUGGUUCCAUUGUUGGCUGAUCGUGACAUGAAGUCAACAAAAUCAAACAAUUUUCUCGUCCAAUUCAUCAGACCCGAUGUGUUUUUAAAUUUCCGUCAUGUUAAAAAGUUGGUUCCAGCUACUUACAAUGUUGAACCCGAGCUUAGUGAUGACAAACAUGCCUAUGAUGCCCCGGCAAUUUCUGCUCAGUGUCCUGGUGUGUGGAUACCUAGAGAUCCAAUGGGAUUAGCUGAUAUUGAGGUGAAGAAUUUGUCGAGUGUAGUCGAUAUCAGUGCUGACAAUUCCGGGUUUAAUGAAAAGGGAAAGAUUGUGUAUUUGGGUGAACCACCAAAUUAG